Molecule: messenger RNA, 4092 nt
Organism: Oncorhynchus nerka (sockeye salmon)
Lineage: Eukaryota; Metazoa; Chordata; Actinopteri; Salmoniformes; Salmonidae
Product: sal-like protein 1
Exons: 7
Coding region: 228-2138 (636 amino acids)
Biological process (GO): regulation of transcription by RNA polymerase II; embryo development; urogenital system development
Cellular component (GO): nucleoplasm; nucleus
Molecular function (GO): RNA polymerase II cis-regulatory region sequence-specific DNA binding; DNA-binding transcription repressor activity, RNA polymerase II-specific
Source: RefSeq, a predicted model, not a curated record
AGUGCGAAGUUAACGUAACCAGGCUUAGUGAAAGGAAGUGUAGUGACCAAGAACAAGUUCCACGUUAGCGUUUUUGUUAUUUAGACGUUUAUUGGCACUGUUGAACUCAAAAUAUGACACAUGUAACCGCGCUGCACAUACUUACCCCAGGUAGUCUUUAAUUCGCGUUGGAGACGGAACUUGGUAGAUGAUGUUAUCUAGCUAGCUGCUAACGUUCGCUAACAACAAUGGCUGACUGUAUGAUUUUUCACACUCAAAUUGCCUCCAUCAUGGAGAUGCUUGCGAAUACAGCCGUGGCAGAGAUCUGUAAACUCGUAGACGACGACUAUGCAGUGUUUCGUUUGGAAAUAACUCAAAGCCAGAAAGAAAACAGGGGAUUACGGAGGAAACUACAACAAUUGGAAUUGAAGGUGGCACGGGAGCGCGCAGAGAGGACAAUACGAGAGCGCGUCCUCACCAGUCGUCCCAGUAGUGUCAAGAUCCUUGACCGAUGCAGAGGAAUGGCAAGAGGUGAAGGGCCUCUCACUGGAGGCCACAGGAGCCUUGUGAAGCCAGCGGGACACAACACAUGGAGAGAUGACCAACCAAUCACUGUUGAUGAGGGGAGUGGAACCUCAACCCAGCACAUUAUUGUGAUAGAGUCUGCAGAUGCAGAGGCUGCAGGUCCUGGGGUCAAGCUGGAGAGGACUGAAGGAGAGGUGGACCCACAGCACAGCAGAGACAUCCAAACUGGAGCAAUGGCUGGAGUGGCGCACCCUGUAGUCACUGAGGACCUCGCUACCGCUGCAGCGGCCCAGACCAGGAUCGGACGCAGCAUCACGGAGGAGGAGGAGGAUCCAGAGGUGCUGCUAGUGAAGGAGGAGGGCUGUGAGGAAGGUCUGGGGAACCCUGAGGGGACCAUGGUCGUAGAGGACAACCAGACUACACCUCCUCCUGAACCCACAGAGCAACCAGCUGAGCAGCACAGGACCACAUACAGUCUCACCAAGUCAGUAGACAUGGACGAUGGGAAGCCUGAUCUGCUGCUGGUCAAAGUGGAGACAAUCGAGGACGGACCAGAGAGCAUUGAUUUGCUGAGUGGACUAAAGAUGGGGGAGCAAGGUGGUUGGCUGGAGGCUAACAGAGGAGACUGGGAAGCCAUCUUGGAUUCCCAGACCCAGACUGGUGCAGCCAAGGGCCCAGGGGACAACAUCACUGAGCAGGCCAGGACCAGAGGUGACAUAGUGGAGUCUGCAGUCGAUGAGGAUCUGCUGAUAUCCAGUGUUGUUGGUGGGAGAGACUGGACCUCUGAAACAGCUGGUCACAAACCCUGGCACCAGAUCAGAACCCUGGAUCAGGAGCCUUCGCUCUUACUUCCCGAGUCAGAACCGGGACCGAACCACGAAGGACAGAGAUUCCACCACCACACAGAGCACAACCAGUGGACAGGUGGAUUGAAUAACCUCAGUCCUGGUGGUCAUCAGAGAGACCAAGGAUCCAGUCUGCAGCCCAGAACCUUCUCUUCACAGACUCAGUGCAGGGAUGAAGCAGGGCCUGGGGCUGAUAGAGAUAGACCCUCCUGUUCCUAUGAUACAAACACCACAGUAUCCAUGAUGAACAGAGCAGGUCACCCUGGGCUUCAGCCUUCAGAGAGAGUGGUGGGAGAUCCAUCUGGUGGUAGUCUAUCAGCAAGUCUGUCUUCUCCUUCAGGAUCUUGUCUAAUUCCUGAUGAUUGGGUUCAUAGAAAGCCUGGACCUGGGUCUAGCCUUCCUCAGCUACCUCAUGGUUACCCCAUGAAUACAGACAAGGUCAGGAUGGGUGUUCACCACGAGAGGUACCUAGCCUAUAACACAGCAGACAAUUCUAACAACACCCAAACAAUGGCUAGAGGUCAAGGACGGAGCUCAAAUACUCCUGCUUCUACCUUAUCUGGUGUCAUUGGGUCACAACGUGGGGGGCCGAGUGUUAGGACUGAUGCCAACAAGCCGUAUGCCUGCUCCACGUGUGGGAAGUGCUUCGCUGAAGCGUACUAUGUGAAGAUGCACCAGACCGUUCACACCAAGGAGAGGCCCUUCAAGUGCAAACUAUGUUACAAGAGCUUCUCCUUCCUGACUAACCUGAUCAGACAUAGGAGUGUCCACAAUGGGGAGAAAUCGUAGCAGUGUGGCUUGAUGUACACAGGGGAUAUCUGAGAACCAUUCUUUAGCUGACAUAUUAUAGUUAUAAUCAACCACUUACCCUUCAUUAACCCUUUUGUUAACUUGUCAUUUGAAACAGGCUAGUAAAUACCUUGUUUUUAGAGAAAUUGUAAACCUAGGCUAGAACUAGAAGAGUUGAAUAUUUACCUUACUGGAGGUGAUGUAGUCAUAUUAUUUUCUAUUCUGUUCUAGCUAACACUUCUUUCUAAACAAGUCUGCUCUCAGCUUGAAAGAUACUGAUCAUAGGAUAUCUGAUGUGUAUUGUCAUAAGAAGUACCGUAUUUCAAAGAACAGCAAGCAUACCUUUAACAUUUAACCGCACCCUUUGAGGUAUGACGCAAACCAAUAAGAUACAUUCUCUUCAGAGUAAACGGAGGUAGGUGGAAACGGGAAGAGAUGAUUCUGACACAAUGGCGGAAACUGAUGUUUUGUUUGAAACUGCUGGCGAGUGAAGAUGACAGUGAGAAUGAGUGGGUUUCACUGGCGAAAAAGAAAGGAAACAGAUGUAAAGUUGUGGUGGACAAUAGGAACUCUUAGACUGGUUUUUGAUCGGAGUGAGGGUUUUGGACCAAUGGAACCUGGGAGAUCCAUUUGAAGUGGCGUCAGAGUCACAAGAAGUGGGCUUAUUUAGUUUUUUUUGUGUGUUGAGAAAUGACAGGUGUCUCAAUCAAUGAGAGAAGACUUGAAAUAGACAAGAUGGCGGCGUACACAUUGUUGGAUACUUCGUGGAGCAAAAAAAAGUAUUUUUUUAAAAUAACAGCAUUUAUCUCAAUUCAAACGGACCCCUUGCAACUGGACACAUCCUGUUUCCACGAAUUGAGGACGAAGAAAAUGAUCUGUGCUACACCAAACAGUACCUAUCCUGUAACACCCAUUAAUGGAUACCACAAGUAUUCGGAUGAGUCACAUCUGGUGUAACAAUCUGUAGCUAAGGAUGUACAAGGAAUCCUGUACAUUAAGGUACUGCCCUCACAGGCCCCUGAACCUGUGUAUGUAUUUGAUUUGGAUUGGACUGUGAGUGACUAAAUAAGUGGGGUGGUUUUAAUUUAUCUAUGUUUGUAUUUUGUGUAUUGUCACCCCUGUGGUCCACACGGGAAUUUUCAUUGUUGUCAGCAGAAGGAAAAAGGAAACCGCACACUACUCUUGAUAGUAUCACUGCUAUUUAUUAAGCUUACGUGUCGGUCUUCGUCAGAGCUUUUGUGAUUUAAAAAAAAAAGUGCACUUUUCAAUAAAAAACAAGGACAUUUCUAAGUGACCCCAAAUGUAUGAACGGUAGUGUAAGAGUGACCAACUGUUUGUGUCUUGGGCAUCCCCCUGUAAGUGCUGAUCUAGGACCAGAUUUGCCUUUUAAAUCAUAAUGAAUAAGACAAUUGAUCCUCAAUCAGCAUUCCUACUCUGACCCUUUGUGGAUACAGGCCAAGGUCUUCAAUAAUUUUAAGUGUGGGACCACACCUUUUGAAUUAUCAAACCAUUUAAGUGUCAAGUAAUCAAAUUAACUAAGACAUUUUGCAUAGUAUCAAAUCAACUAACAUGAGGUUCUCAGAAGGGAGCUACCUCAGGAAACGCACACGGCCCAUGUAUAGAGUGAUAUGUAGUACUAGUUUAUUUGUAGUUCAUUCUGGUGGAUUUGGAUAUUGUAUGGAACUGGAUGAGGUGAACUGAGGUAAGAAUGAGUAUGAUGAUAUGACAACUAUGUCCCUUUAGGUUGAUACUGGUGUUUUAUAGUGAGAUAAUGAUAGUGCCUUAAUUCAUGUUUACUUGACAUGAAGUAGAGAAGCUGUGUGUAAAAUAAUGUUGAACCUUUUCCAAAGUAUUCUAAAAUUCAUUCUUUCAAAGCGAGGGUACCAGAUUUACAGAAAAGGUAGUGUUGCAUAGUGUCAUGUAUCAGUCUGUUCAAUAAAAGUACUGUACCUCA